GAAUACGGUAUGUGAACGACAGAUGUAGAGACACACACAGCUUGAGAUCAAGGUUUUUACAUUGAAAUGAAAAAAAAUAUUUUUUUGAUAAAAUAAAAAAAAUGUCAUUUUAAAUUUAAAAUUGUCAGUAGAAAAAAAUGUGAUUCUUUCUUUUAUUAUCCUGGUUUAAAUGUUUGAAUUGCAAUGUAAAGGUUGACACUUAAGCUUUAAGUAUCUACUGAUAUAACUAAAACAUCUGACUGAGUUGAAGAGCGGCAACAUCAUUCAUGUUCGCGCCAAAAAUACAAGCUUCGACGUUUGACAUCGAGCAUUUUCUGUUCAAAUCACAAGUGGUUUUUCGAUUAACCACAUACAAAUUUUGCAAAAUUUCUCUCGACUGUAUUUACAUUGGUUAAAAAGUUUAUUUUAAAAGUGAUCAAUUAAACGUGGAAAAAUGGAAGGUUUUGACGAUGCAGCAGUCUUCUUCUCGGACAAUUUCAAUCCGGACAAUGAGCAAAAUGGAAAUCAAAUUAAUGCACAGGCCGUUAAAAAGAAGUUUAAAGAAUUCAUUCGUACAUUCAACGAAGACAAUUUCCACUACAAAUAUCGUGAUGCAUUGAAGCGAAACUAUUUGUUGGGCCGUUACUUCUUGGAGGUUGAAAUGGAAGACUUGGCCGGAUUCGAUGAAAUGUUAUCCGACAAAGUUCACAAGCAGCCAACGGAAAAUCUGCAAAUUUUUGAAGAAGCUGCGCGUGAGGUGGCCGAUGAAAUAACAUCUCCGCGCCCAGAAGGUGAGGAAGAGGUGCAGGAUAUUCAAAUUUUGCUACAAUCAAAUGCAAAUCCAACCAAUAUUCGCGAUUUGAAGUCGGAGUGUGUGUCGCGAUUGGUCAAAGUGGCUGGUAUCAUUAUUGCUGCUUCUGGUAUCAAAGCCAAAGCCACUUCGAUGUCGAUUCAGUGUCGGUCAUGCAACGAAGUCAUCCCAAAUCUCAAAGUGAAUCCAGGCUUGGAAGGGUUUCAAAUGCCACGAAAGUGUACAACUGAACAAGCCGGUCGGCCACCGUGCUCAUUGGAUCCAUUCUUCAUUAUGCCAGACAAAUGCAAAUGUGUCGAUUUUCAAGUGCUUAAAUUACAAGAGCUGCCCGACUUCAUUCCACAGGGUGAAAUUCCGCGUCACAUGCAAUUGUUCUUGGAUCGCAGCCUGUGUGAGCGUGUUGUUCCUGGAAAUCGAGUGUUGAUUCACGGUAUUUACUCGAUUCGUAGGGUUGGCAAUCCAGGAAAGGGCGACAGCCGUGAAAAGGCCAUUGUUGGUGUUCGUGCUCCAUACAUGCGUGUCGUUGGCAUAACCGUUGAUUCCGAAGGAACUGGCGUCAUUUCACGUUACACCACCAUUACAAUGGAGGAGGAAGAGAAGUUCCGUCGUCUGGCUGCCCAUCCGGAUAUCUAUGAACGUUUGGCAAAGAGUCUUGCACCAAGUAUCUUCGGUUCAAGUGACAUCAAAAAGGCAAUUACAUGUUUGUUGUUUGGUGGUGCACGCAAACGGAUGCCCGACGGUUUGACUCGUCGUGGUGAUAUCAACGUUUUACUUUUGGGUGAUCCUGGUACAGCCAAGUCUCAGCUGUUGAAAUUCGUCGAAAAGGUUGCUCCGAUUGCGGUGUACACGUCUGGAAAAGGUUCUAGUGCUGCUGGUUUAACAGCUUCGGUAAUGCGCGAUCCAGCCACUCGUAACUUCGUCAUGGAGGGUGGUGCAAUGGUUUUGGCCGAUGGUGGUGUCGUAUGUAUCGAUGAGUUCGACAAAAUGAAAGAAGAUGAUCGUGUGGCCAUUCACGAAGCGAUGGAACAGCAAACUAUUUCAAUUGCCAAAGCUGGUAUCACAACCACAUUGAACACACGUUGCUCCGUUCUAGCAGCCGCCAAUUCCAUUUUCGGUCGUUGGGAUGACUCAAAAGGCGAAGAGAAUAUCGAUUUUAUGCCAACCAUUUUGUCUCGUUUCGACAUGAUUUUCAUCGUCAAGGAUGUGCAUGAUGAAGGACGUGAUACGAAUUUGGCCCGUCACAUCAUCAAUGUGCAUCUAAAUGCCAACAAAGUGUCCAAUGAAGCCCCAGAAGGCGAAAUUGAUUUGACCACAUUCAAGAAAUUCAUUCAUUACUGCCGUACCAGUUGCGGUCCACGUUUGAGUGCCGAAGCUGGUGAAAAAUUGAAAAGUCGUUAUGUAUUGAUGCGCAGCGGAACACAUCAGCAUGAGAAACAAACCGAUAAACGUUUGGCCAUUCCGAUUACAGUGCGUCAACUUGAGGCCAUCAUUCGUAUUUCGGAAUCAUUGGCCAAAAUGCAAUUGCAACCAUUUGCGACUGAGGUUCACGUGAAUGAAGCACUACGAUUGUUCCAAGUGUCAACAUUGGACGCAGCGUCAACGGGUAGUUUGGCCGGUGCCGAAGGUUUCACUACUGAAGAAGAUCACGAAAUACUCAAUCGCAUUGAGAAACAGCUGAAACGUCGUUUUGCAAUCGGCUCACAAGUUUCAGAAAAGAACAUCAUCGAUGAUUUUGUUCGCCAAAAGUACUCAGAACGUGCCGUACAAAAGGUUGUCUUCACAAUGAUCCGCCGUGGCGAGCUACAGCACCGAAUGCAACGGAAAAUGUUAUACCGACUAUGCUAAACCAUCGAAUUAAUUCCAUCACAUUUUUUACUACGACUUUUUUUCCUUGUUACUUUUUAAACCCCACGCAAAUUUUUUUUCUUUGCCUCUCUUCUAAGACAUGAUUACUUAUAGCAUUUGUUUUGAAUGUAUGUCCAUUUCAUUAUUUAAAUUAGUAAAAUAAACAGCGAUUUCUUUCCAGUUGAAUCAAAAA
This is a messenger RNA of Sitodiplosis mosellana (orange wheat blossom midge), 2828 nucleotides long. It is a transcript of the gene Mcm5, whose product is annotated as DNA replication licensing factor Mcm5. Gene Ontology annotation, biological process: DNA replication; DNA replication initiation; double-strand break repair via break-induced replication. The coding region runs from base 434 to 2635 and encodes 733 amino acids. Gene Ontology annotation, molecular function: DNA replication origin binding; 3'-5' DNA helicase activity; single-stranded DNA helicase activity. NCBI's taxonomy places the organism in Eukaryota, Metazoa, Arthropoda, Insecta, Diptera, Cecidomyiidae. Gene Ontology annotation, cellular component: MCM complex; nucleus. The record is from RefSeq and is a predicted model, not a curated record. The transcript is spliced from 8 exons.